Molecule: messenger RNA, 4691 nt
Organism: Caenorhabditis auriculariae
Lineage: Eukaryota; Metazoa; Nematoda; Chromadorea; Rhabditida; Rhabditidae
Source: the annotation of a GenBank genome assembly
AUGACGCAUUGUUUGGCGUAUCUUACGGCCAGCAGCUCUUUUAUCUCAACAUUCGGGUAUCCGACAAGCAGUCCGCCUUAUCCGAAGCCGGUGAGCUACUUUUUAGCUGUGAUUUGUUUGUUUUUUUUUUAAUUUUAGGCGUAUAUGCAACAGGACGAAAGAAACGACCAGCCGUUCUCCUCCUCGGAUUUGGAUUAUAUCAGACUGGUAAAUUGAAAAUCAUUUAGAAUAAACCCUUAUUUCUCAAAAAGUAGGAAAUUGUGCAGACUUCUAGAACCUUCUUCUGGUACAUCAAGGAGCGUUCUGGCCAAUUUUCAGAAAAUUUCCAACCGCAAAGUAGAAUGACCUCCUCUUUAAAAAACCGUCUUUUUGAAAACUUUGCUCUUUUUUAUUGGUUUGUCUCAAGAUUGAAAGAGAGUCCAGGAAAAUGUGAAAAAUUGUUUUAUUCAUUCUCAGUUGCUUCAAAAAGGACUGCUUGACGGAUAGCUGUAAGAGAAUGGUUGUAUGCUUCCACACAGCAACUCGCGCUUGACUUUAUAAUUAUAGAAAAGUUUUUUUUUUCAGUUUUAGAGGAAUCUAAGAUCUGCCUUGACCAGUGUUUGAACUUCUCUCAGAAAAACUAUUUCAGCUCACUAAUGCUUCACAAAGCGCGUUGAACAAUGUGAACAGUCUGUUGGGCUCUCAAUCUCGACCUUAUCCUUGGUAUCCGCCGCCUCCUACCCCAGGACCAGUUAGUUUUCCUUUCAAUUUCAUUUUCUGGUUCAUAGGAAAAACCUUCCUGAGUUUUCCUAAAUGAAUAGUUUUGACUUGUCAUAUUUUACGAAACAAAAUGGCUUUUUUUGUUCAUUAGCCUCCACCCACAGCCGCUCCACCGCCUGUAAGUUUGCUUGUGAGCCACCGCAUUUCAAUUCACGCUUCCGUUUUCGUUUGGCUUGCACGCUCUCGAUUCCCGACUAGUUAACAAGAAAAUCGAAAACCUUCGCAAGAAGAAAAAGUCAGAUUAACGUGCUCGGAUCGUGGAGCCAAUAAAUUGACAUUGGGCAUUAUAACGAAGGCGGUGAGGUUGAACAAACAGCCGUAUGAUUCACUCUUGCUGUUUCCUCCCUGAAUCUUCUCGUUUUCCUAUUUUCCUCAUUCAUACUCAUGAAUAGACUGUAUAGAAGCUCUACGGUAGCGUCAGACAGUCGGGAUCACGACGAGGUUUUUUAUUCUACGGUCAGAGUUCCUACGGUUUUUGUCAAAGUUUUUCGAGCAAGACUGAUUGAGUUUAAAUUAGAGAGUUUGAAAUGAAGACUCGUUUUUCUUUCAAAUUUUCUGAAGUUCUCGAAAAAAAGCCUGUUGUUAAGCGGAAAAUCCGAAGGAUACUUUUUUCCAAUGAACAAAACGUCAGAAAGCAAAACAAGUGAUUUUUGCAUUUUUGAGAAGCUCCUGGAAAGUGUGAAGAAAUUUUUUUUCUUGAGCUUUAGUAAGGGAAAUACAAGUUCAACGAUUUUCAUUGACCUCAAUAUUCGAAGUUGCGUCAGACUUGUGACCUAAGAGUACACAAAAAGGGUAAAAUGAUUUCCAAACGCAUAAAGCUUCUCAAAUAAUUGUUUAUGAAUAACGAAAAAAAAGAAAGCGAGAAAAAAUGAUCCACCUUUUUGAAGGCUCCGACUGAACCGCCGUAUUAUGACCCUUACAACGGCAAUCACAACAGUUGGAACCGUGACUCGAACAAUUCCCGUAAGUGAACUUUUUGAAAAAGUCAGAUUUGAAAAAUUUUAAAAUAUCAUAUUUUUCUUGAAACUUUUAAUGGAAAAAGUGAUUUCUAGUUCUGACUAGUUUUCAUCCUACCAGGAAAAUGUAACAAUUACAGUUGCGCUAGGACUGGGGAUAGGAAUCCCCUUGGGCGUACUCGUUUUAUGUUGCUUCGUCGUGAUCAUCAUUUGCUGCUACCGUCGUCGGAAAAACAAUAUCAGCCGUUUUCCACUUCCUGGCCCGGCAACGAAAAAUGCAUAUGAACCACAACUCGACAGUCCUUCUGUUUCCACGUUAGUUUGAAGCGUCGCUCACAGUUUCAUUUCUUAUAUUUUUAGAUACGACCCGUGGGCUUUGGGAAGGGAGCUGCUCAAUAUAAAUUAUUCGAAAAAGCUUGGAAGUGGAGCUUUCUGCAACGUGUUCACAGGUGAUUUUUUUGAUUUUUUCGUUGAGGCCGUUUUGUACUGUUGAAACGUAUUAUGCAGCGCGACUUCGAAUUUUGUUGUAGUGAAAUAUGUGUAAAGCCAUAAUGACAUUUUUAAUGCAUUUUUAAGGAUUUUAGAGUGGUCCCUAUAGGGGUUUAGGUAAUUUUUCCAUAGGCUCUAAAGCUCAAGUGGUCCCUAUAGGGAUCGUUCAAUUUUCUUCAAAAGGUUAUUUUUCAUAGUUUUUUGCAGAAAAUGCUUCUCCGCAUAGAGUUCAUAAAAUUUAUUGAUUAGCAUGUCUCCCAUAGGGACCACUAACUGGAACCUUAAAACCACUUUUACAAGCUUCAGUGGCCCCUAUAGGGGUUGGUAAAGUGAUCCCUAGGGGGGACCCUUCAAGCUCCCUGGUUGUUUCUAUAAGGACCACUCUGGAGUUCCUGUGUUGACCGCUAUAAUAUAUAUGAGUCUCAACAUAUUGUUAGGUUUGAAUCGAGUAUAGCAUCUCGUAUGAAAAUGAACUAAGUUUCUCAAAAAAAAAACUUCAUUCACGAGCAGUAUUCCCUUUCUUCAAUGAUCACAUUGGACUUUGAGAAAAAAAAAGCAAAAAAAUGAAAAAUGAUAAAAAGUUCAGGUCACAUAACUGGCGAGUCACCAGUAGCCCAUGUCUACCCUGGCGUCAGAACUGCGGUACUUCGAGAUUGUCCCGUAGCUGUCAAAAUGCUGCCAGCUUUUGCCGACGAAAUAGCCCGAUCCGAUUUCAUGCAGGUUAUUCAAUGCUCCAUUGAUAUUUUGAAAACGCGCUCUCAGGAAAUUAAUUUCAUGAAGUCGCUAGCCUAUCACCCACAUUUGGUUUCAAUGCUGGGUUAUGUACCGGACAGGAAAGCGCCUUUACUUUUGGUGGAAUAUUGCGAGAAGGGCGAUCUUCUGCACUUGAUUCGAAGCAAACGAGAUGAAAUAAUCCAGGUUUUCUUUUCUGAAUUUUGGAAUCUUACUGAAGUAUGAUACAGGGCCCAAGUGUGUACCCCAACGGCCUGAACAUCAAAGAUUUGCUGAUGUUUUCCUGGCAAAUCAGCAGCGGUUUGGUGAGUUAAUGACAUCAUUUGAUUCAUUUUUAAAACGUAAAACCUGUAGGAAUUACUUGAUUAGUGAUUUGAGUUCACUUUUCUGGAGCUUUCUUGAGCUGGGAAGGUGACAGCAAAACUUGAUUUGAUGUUAGUUUUUGAAUUUACAGUUAAAAAAAAUAAAGUCUCGGUCACAACUUUCUUGUAUUUUCAGUAUUUCUGAAACUUUCUGGAGUUAUGAUGACUGUUUCUUAACACUCUGGUGAAGUUUCAGUUCCCAGAAAAAUAAAAAAAGCAGCUUUUAGAAACUUUCAGGAAGAUUGUAUUCACUACAAGGUUAUGACCGAAAUCGCAAUUUUUCCGUUUCUUUUCUGACGGUACCGUACUGCAUAAUUUUUUGGCUCAAGUAGCCGUUAAUGCAUACUAAGUAGUUAGACGCUUGAAGCAUAUUCUUGCAAGUGCGCCCGACUAUCAAUGACUUGCGCAAGUUGAAGCUUUAAAGCGAGCUGUAAAAUCCGAGUUUGCCGGAAAACCCAUUCCGAUCACUAAAUGAAAAACCAACGCUAAAAUCUCUGAAAAAUCCGAAAUCUUCUUUAUGUUGCCUUUUAGAUCAAAAAAUUUCAAGGAGCUUGUUAAUUAUUUAUAUUCCGAUUGAAAUAGUAAUCACAUAUUAUUCCAGGAAUAUCUCAACAGCGCGGGCUGCAUCCAUCGAGACAUAGCCGCAAGAAAUGUCCUCGUCGACGGAACCAACACUUGCAAAGUCUGUACUUUAUGUUCCUCAUUACAUUCCAUGACUCAUUCAGAUUGGAGAUUUUGGUCUGUGCCGUUUGACUGACAGCCUGUUGUACACUGCCAGAGGGGGUCGAUUGCCUCUCAAGUGGAUGGCGCCGGAAUCCCUUUCAACGUAUGAAUACUCGUUCAAGAGUGAUGUGUGAGUUGUUUUGGACUUCUUUGAAACUUAGGGUUUUGAGAUUCUGACAGAAAACAUCGAAAAAAUUUUAAAAAAGGGCACAAGAAAGUCGGUAUCCAUUCAAAAAACCCAAAUUUCAAGAUAUUUAUGAUUGCUUCAGAACAUUGAUUGUACUAUUAUAACUCCAUACCAAUUUUUUCGACUUCAGUUGGUCUUACGGCGUUCUGCUUUGGGAGCUUUUUUCCCUCGGAGAAGUACCAUAUGCCGACAUACAAACGACAGAUCUUCUUGAACACUUGAGAUCAGGACAAAGACUCAGUCAGCCAGCUUUUUGCCCGGAAGAAAUGUUCGUAUUUCUUUUUUUAAAAAUUUAAAUAAGAGAAAUUCAGAUUCGCGGUCAUGAGUUUAUGUUGGAAGUGGGACGCCGGACAUCGACCGACUUUCCAGGAGAUUUGUCAAACUCUUGCUACAAUGCUGGAGAGCGCAACCGAAAGUUAUGGGUAUUUGGUCCCGACUCGGCGAGAAAGGAAAUCGGAGCCUGAAAUGUGCGACAACGUCUGA